Messenger RNA from Dermatophagoides pteronyssinus (European house dust mite), 2153 nucleotides. RefSeq lists its product as uncharacterized. Lineage: Eukaryota; Metazoa; Arthropoda; Arachnida; Sarcoptiformes; Pyroglyphidae. The record is from RefSeq and is a predicted model, not a curated record.
CAUCAACCAUAAUUGGUCCAAUAUUAAUACGACAACAUUUAAUACAACAAAUUUUACAAUAUCAAAAUCAACCGAUUCGAUUACGAAUAUUUUUAUUGUUAACAUCCAUAAAUCCAUUACGUGUUUAUCAAUAUCGAUCGGGAUUGAUAUUGCCAUAUCGCCAGUAUCAUUCACCAGAUAACAACAAUGAUAUUCCAUUGGAUAGUAUGGAAAAUUUUUGGCAAUAUUUUCUACAUAAAUAUGGUUCGAAAGAAUUGGAAAAAGCUAAACAAAGUAUUAAUCAAUCAAUAUUAUAUACAUUAUUAUUAUUAGAAGUAAAUGAUCAUUUAUUACAUUUACAACAACAAAUAAAUUCUGAUACAAGCGGUGCCAUCUAUCCGCCAUCAAUAUCAUCGUCAUCAUCAAUGAAAAUAAAAUCAUUUCAAUGGUUAGCAUUUGAUAUUGUUUUACGUAAUUCUGAUCAAUAUCAAUCAUUUAUUGUUGAUAUUUUAUCAAUCGAUCAACUUCGAAAUCAAGAACAACAAGAUGAUAAAUUAACAAAAACAUUAACGAAUCAAUUACAAAUCGAUACAUAUCGUUUAUUAUCUGAAUCAUCAAGAAUUUCUUCAAAUGAUAAAAGUAAAUUUGAUAAAUUUAUUGAAAAAAUUUACAAACUUAUCGAUGAUGAAAAUAAUGAUGCAGAUGAUGAUGAUAAUCAUCUAGGUAUUGUUGGCCUAAAUUGUCAUAUAUCAAAAAAUAUUUGUUUAAAUCAAAAAGAUUUCGAUUAUUUAAUCGAUACUUGGAAACAAAUGAAUCAUUUGAUAUCGACAAAUUUUCAACCAGUUUAUCCGCCAUCAAUACAUCAACCAUCAGCAACAAUGACAAUGAAAAACGAAUUAUCGAAUAUAAGGAACUUGUUUGAACAAAUUUUACUUGAAUUGGAUGAUAAUCAACAACAACAACAAAGUCAAACUGAUAAUGAUAAUAAACAAAAACAUUUUGUUUAUCAAACAGAACGUUUGCAUCCAAUAUUUGAAGCAUUAUUAUCACCAGAAUUUGAUGAUAAUCAAUCUUCAAUGCCAUCGUUGCCUUUAGAUGAUCAACAACAUUAUUUUGAUCCGAAUCAUGAUUUAACCAAUUUAAAUUGGACAACAAUCAAUGAUAAUCGUCAAAAUCAAGAUCGAAAUUCAAUCGAAUGUACAAAAAAUCCAUAUAAUCUAUCCAAAUUAAAAUAUUUAAACAUUAUUCAUCCACCUGGUUUAGAAAUUCAACCAAAAUUUCAAUCAUUACAUAGAAAUUAUCGUUUAAAUCAAAAAUUAUUAUAUAAAAAUUUAUUUAUAGAAUUAGAAACUAAAGUUGAACAUUGUGAUACAUGGAUCAAAUUAGAUGAUAAUAAUAAUCAUCAUCAUUUGAAUGAUCAAAUACAAUCAGGACGUUUAAAUUUUUCAAUUGGCAUAGGAUUGAAUUCAAUAAAAUUAAUAUUGAUUAAUCGGAAAUUAUCCGAUAUGGAUAUGGUUAUUGCUAUUUAUACAAUUAUUAUUGAAAGACAAUCAAUUUUUGAACAACAACAACAACAACCUGAACAACAACAACAACAACUUGAUAACAACAACAACAACAAAAAUCAAUCAUUAAUCAAUUAUCAAAUAUGUUCGCUGAAACAGGAUUGUGAUUUACAAAUUUAUCCCGAUGAAUCAUGUGGUUGGCAAUCAAUCGAUGAACAACAACCAAAUUUUACCUGUUCAUCAAUCGAUGAUUGUUUUGAUCAUUUGAAGCAAGAAAUUCCAUGUAAAAAUGGUGCCGAAAAUGGACGAUGGUUAUUACCAUGCACGGAUUGUCAACGAUUAGACCGGUGUGUUUGGUCAAAAUUACAAUGGUUACCAUAUAGAUGUCAAUAUCCAAUACCAAUUGAAUCGGAAUAUUUACGUAAAUGUUUAUCAAAUAAAAAUAUUCUGCUGAUUGGUGAUUCAACAAAUCGUGGUAUAAUGCAUUAUAUAAUGGAACGUUUAAAUCGUACAUUAACCGAAGCAGAUAAAAUACAUGAUCAUAAAACAUAUUUACUAAUGGAAUUGAAUACAAUGAUAAAUUUUGUUUAUUAUCCAAAAUUUUGGCUAUCACAGGAUCAACGUCCAUCAUUUGUACAAGUUUUUCAUGAUUCAAUUAAAGAAACGUAA